AUGAUAAAAAUUGAUUUAAUUGUUAUUGGUAAUCUAGGUAAUUGAUAUAUACAAGAUUAUUAGGGUCUGGCAAAACAAGUCUUAUAUAGAGAUUCAUUGACUGUAAGAUUUAUCCUAUAAUUCAGAGGAUGCUCCAUUUUAACAUAAUUAUCUUCCAACACUUGGAUUAAAUUUAGUAAAGAAAGAAUUCGUCCAUUAAGGAUAGUAAAUCAAAUUAUGCAUUUGGGAUACAGCUGGAUAGGAUAAAUAUUUUAGUCUCACAAAAAGUAGGUCUAUUUUAUAAAUAUGAAGGUUAUUUUUAAAGAGCAGAUGGAGUCAUUAUGGUAUUUGACAUUGCAGAUAAAGACAGUUUCAAUCGUAUAAGCGAUUAUUGGAUUAAACAAGUCUAAGAAUGUUCAAAAGCAAAUGCUUAAUCCAUUCUGGUUGGCAAUAAAAUAGAUUUGUGCGAAGUACAAAAUGCCACAUAAUUAGAAACGAUAAGUCAAAUUCCUUGAAGCUUAGGAAUUCUCAUAGAAAUACAAACUACCUUAUUUCGAAGUCAGGUUUCUUUUCAUAAUUAAGGAAGUGCAAAGACUGGAGAUGGAGUGCAAGAGGCAUUUAACUUUCUAUCACGAAAAUGUACAGAAUGCAUAGAAACAGAAGUGAACGAAGUGCAACAUUUAUAAAUAGAUUCUGAAAAUAAAUCAAAAGGAUUUUAAGGAUGUGUUAAUACAAUUAUGGUAUUUAUGCUAUUUAUAAUAGAGCAUUUGGAAGAAAUGA
Molecule: messenger RNA, 759 nt
Organism: Paramecium pentaurelia
Lineage: Eukaryota; Ciliophora; Oligohymenophorea; Peniculida; Parameciidae
Source: the annotation of a GenBank genome assembly